AUGCAGUGCUCGCUGGCUUCCGUACUUCUGCUUGGCCUCUCAGUUUUGGCCACUAAGGCACCUGAAGAAGUUAAAAUUGCAGGCGAGUGUGCCAAGGACAACCAUGUUCAUAAGAGGGAGGCGCUGGACCUGAUCAUGACCUACCAUCUGAAAAAGAAGACUCACAAUGUCAAGUGCUUCAUAAACUGCCUCUUUGAGCGAACCAACAUAUUGGAGAAAGUGAGGAAAAAGCAUCCGAAGAAAAAUCACAACUGCGACUCCAUCAAGGAUGCUGAUAAGUGCGUAGAAUCCUUCCACAAGUUCCAAUGCUUCGUUAAGAUUGAGGAAAAAUUGAGGAGGAGCAAAUUGUCCUAACAAUAAACGAACUUCAAUUAUA
Messenger RNA from Drosophila erecta, 376 nucleotides. RefSeq lists its product as uncharacterized. Gene Ontology annotation, molecular function: odorant binding. Bases 1 to 354 code for a protein of 117 amino acids. The transcript has 2 exons. NCBI's taxonomy places the organism in Eukaryota, Metazoa, Arthropoda, Insecta, Diptera, Drosophilidae. The record is from RefSeq and is a predicted model, not a curated record.